GUCUGCACGUGGGGCCUGGUCCCUUCCCGGCAGGCCCGGGGCCCCUUCCGCCGCCCCUGUGCCGGGCGGGUCGGGACGGCCCAGCCGCUGCUCGCCAUGCCGCCGCCCGAACCGGAGGCCGUGCCCGAGUCGGUGCUGGAGCAGUGGCGGCAGUACAACGAGACCGAGCGGCAAUGGGAGCUGCGCCGACGCUUCAUCCUCCGCCACCUCCACGGCUACCCCGGUGCCGCCAUCGAUCAGCUCCUCUCGCUCUCCGUCCUCUGGACCAACCACCUCUUCAUGGGAUGCAGAUAUGGUGGGCAGGUCAUGGAGAAGGUUCUCAAGAUGGCUGAAGGCAUCGAUGUCGGGGAGAUGAGGUCGUAUGAGCUGGUCCCUGGCAGGAACCAAAAAAGACACCGCUCUCCAUCUGACAGUCCAGAGCCAGAAGGGGUUCCUCAGCCACCCAAAAAGAUGGUCCCCAUGUUCCGGGUCCGACCACGUUUUGAACCCAUACACUUUGUCACCAGUGCUGAGAAGGAUAACAGGAAGGACAAUUCUCUGGAUAACCAAGUGCAAGAGGUGAACCAGGAGGCAAAGACAAACAGCAUAACACAGCCAGCUGAAAACUGUACAAAUUCUUUUGUGAAUGCACACGAAGCGGAUCCCCAGCUCUCCAGCUCAGCUGGGUUUGGCUUUGUAGGCCAGGCAGCAGCAGCCAAGAAGGCUGUGAAUAGUAUGGACUCUACCACAAGCAGUGCCAUGCAGGUUUCUGUUUCUUCUUCAACUGCCCAGUCAGAGACUUUCCCUCCAUCAGCCAUAAUGCUGAAGCAGAGUUUUAUCGAGAAACUGUCAGCAGCUGUCUGGAAAAAUCUUUCUAACCCAGAUGCAAACAUGGGGACUGAUAAAAUCAACUUUACCUAUCUCCUGACACGUUCCAUUCAGGCCUGCAAGACAAAUCCUGAAUAUAUUUAUGUUCCUCUGAAAGAGAUUGCCCCUGCUGACCUCCCCAAAAGCAAGAGGCUCCUGACAGACGGCUUCGCCUGCGAGGUGCGGUGCCAGAACAUCUACCUGGCCACCGGGUACGCCGGCAGCAAGAACGGAUCCCGGGACCGGGCGGCGGAGCAGGCGGUGAAGCUGCUGAAGAAGUCUGUGGAAGUCAGAGUUGUUCAGAGGAAGUUCAAGCACACCUACCACGAGGACCUGGUGGUGUGCGAGGCGGGGCUGAGUCGCCAGGACUUCCCUCCUGCUCUCAAACCCCACGAGGAGUUCGUGGUCGCCAACAGGGACUGUGUCCCCCUGCAGCCCGGUUCUGAAGCUGGGAAAGGUCCCGGCAACACCAACAAACACUGGACGAAUUUUGUUCUCACAGAGAACGCCAGCGACGCGAUAGGAAUUCUGAACAAUUCUGCCUCCUACAACAAAAUGUCUGUUGAGUAUAAAUACGAAUUCAUGCCCAACCGCUUGUGGCGCUGUCAGGUCUACCUGCAGGAUCACUGCCUGGCUGAGGGGUUUGGCACUAAAAAGACCAGCAAGCACGCGGCGGCUGAGGAGGCGCUGAAGAUCCUGCAGAAGAUGCAGACGAAUCUGGCAGCCAUCAAAGUCACCCAGGUUCAGAAAGUGGGCUGCUCCUCACGGGGCUCCGGAAGGAAAAAGGACCUGAAGGACCUGGUGAUCUAUGAGAACUCCAGCAACCCCGUGUGCACGCUGAACGACACCGCCCAGUUCAACAAGAUGACAGUAGAGUACGUCUUCGAAAGGAUGACUGGCACACGGUGGAAAUGCAAGGUGCUGCUGGAGGAUGAAUUCAUCGCAGAAGCAGUUGGAGUGAAGAAAUCUGUCAAGCAUGAGGCAGCAGAGGAAGCCGUGAAAAUCCUCAAAAAGACUCAGCCAACUGUAGUUAAUAACCUGAAGAAAGGCACCGUUGAAGACGUCAUCUCCAGAAAUGAGAUCCGGGGCCGGUCGGCAGAGGAGGCUUUCAAACAGAAGAUCAAAGAAGACAACAUUGGGAAUCAAAUUUUACGGAAGAUGGGCUGGACGGGAGGUGGCCUGGGGAAAGCUGGCGAGGGAAUCAGAGAGCCCAUUUCAGUGAAGGAGCAGUUUAAAAGGGAAGGACUCGGGCUGGAUGUAGAGAGGGUGAACAAAAUCGCCAAAAGAGAUAUCGAAGAGAUCAUUCGAAACUACGCGCGCUCGGAUAGCCACAUUGACUUGACUUUCUCUAGAGAACUGACCAUGGAUGAGCGGAAGCAGAUCCAUCAGAUUGCCCAAAAAUAUGGUCUUAAAAGUAAAUCUCACGGGCAGGGGCACAACAGAUACUUGGUGGUAAGUAGGAAGCGGCGCAAGGAGGAUCUGUUGGACCAGCUGAAGCAAGAAGGCCAGGUUGGGCAUUACGAGCUCAUCAUGCCUCAAGCAAACUGAGGUUUGCCCAUUUUACCCAAGACUGAGCUUCCUAGGUAUUCAAUUAAGGAAAGAGAUGCUGCAUUUUUCUUUUUGUGGAUUAUAUUAACGUUAAAAGGUCUUCUACUUUGUUAAUAUAAUUUCUAAAAUGAUGCUAGACAUGUAGAACUGACUGAGUUCUAUUCAAGUAUAUUAGCACAGCCCAAAAAGCAGUAGUGCUGUUACUGUAUGUGUCUUUGAUAUUACUUCUUCCUUCACAUUUUAAUAGUUUUGUAAUAGCAAAAACACAUGUCCAAGGAGAAUGGAUUUGACAUCAUUUAAAAUUUCAAUACCCUUAUUCUUGAUUAAGGAAGGAAAAAAAAAAAAAAGCCUUUUUUUUUUUUAAAUUAAAAUCAUAAAAAGCAAAGAAAAUGCAGUCUGGAGGAAUACAACUGUAUGUAAAGUUGGUAUCAAUGACAAUAAAAAUAAAGUUUUAUUUCUGGAACAAAA
Messenger RNA from Calypte anna (Anna's hummingbird), 2862 nucleotides. RefSeq names its product NFKB repressing factor (gene NKRF). Bases 97 to 2394 code for a protein of 765 amino acids. The transcript is spliced from 3 exons. NCBI's taxonomy places the organism in Eukaryota, Metazoa, Chordata, Aves, Apodiformes, Trochilidae. Gene Ontology annotation, molecular function: nucleic acid binding. Gene Ontology annotation, cellular component: nucleolus; nucleoplasm. The record is from RefSeq and is a predicted model, not a curated record.